UACACCCUCUUACUCUCUCAUAUACCGCCGUGAGUCACCGGCUUUAAAUGCGUUUUCAAAUUCUCGGCGAGAAUUGAAACCGACCGUACGUAGCUACAUACGCUGUUUGUUCGUUAAGAAUCACGUGUCAGUCAUGGGUUGCAACACGUCGAAGCUUGACGGCCUCCCUGCCAUCGCUCUGUGCCGUGAUCGCUGUAAUUUCCUGGAAGACGCGCUACAGCAUAGCUACGCCCUGGCCGAUGCGCACGUGGCCUAUAUGCAGUCUCUCAAGACGCUUGGCUCCACGCUUCAUCAGUUGUUCGACAAUCAGGAAGUUAAUAUUCCAUCCAACGGUGAUCCUCCUGCCAAAUUAUCGAAAUCUUCUCCACCUGACCGGUCUCCAUCGAGUUUAACCUCAGAUUCACAUAUUCAGUUCGAUUCCGACUCCGAAGAUGAAGAUAGAAUUAAAGAUUUUGAAUCAUAUGACCGUAAUUAUUCCAACUAUUUUAAUACGUUCGUGUCUAUGAAUUAUAACGACAAUUCUAGAAGUUACCGGUAUAACGGUGAAAUGAGUGGUCGUGAUUGGGCGUCCAAAACGCCACCGCCUCCAACUCCAAGCGGCUCCUCUUGGGAUUUCUUGAACUUCUUUGAGCCACUCGAGAAAUAUGACAAUCCGUACGGCGUUACUCGUGAUUCACAACAAGACGUAGAAGCUGACGAGAAAAAACAAAAACAUGAACAAGUUUCAGCUGGAAGUGACAAGGCUCUGCCUUCUUUGGCGAAAGAGAAGGGUGAUGAUGUGGAGAAAAAGAAGGUAAUCUCAGAGAAAGAGCGUUCGGAGGAGUCUGAAUCAAAAAGUAGUAAUCACAAUGGUCAACGAGGUGUCUCCGAGGUUAUGAGAGAAGUACAGGUUCAGUUUGAAAAAGCAUCUGAGUCUGGUAAUGAGGUUUUGAAAAUGUUUGAUGCCUGUAGAUUUCGUUAUCAUAAAAAAUUUUCUGUCUACGGUCAAGUAUCCUCAAAGAUGUUGCACGCGGUGAGUCCAUCGAGAAUGGUGGCAUCUACAUAUAUCAAUUAUCAAGGUUUGGGGGACGAUGUGGUUCUGAAUUCAAAGAAUCUGACUGCAACUCUGAAGAAACUGUGCCUAUGGGAGAGAAAACUCUAUGAUGAAGUUAAGGCUGAGGAAAAAUUACGCCUACUUUAUGCGAGGAAGUGUAGGCAGAUGAAAAGUAUGGAUGAGAAAGGUGCUGAAACUCUUAAAGUUGAUGCAGUUCGAACCAUGCUCAGGACUUUAUCUACUAGAAUCAAAAUUGCAAUUCACGUCAUCGACAAGAUGUCUAUUGCUAUAAAUAAGCUGAGGGAUGAAGAAUUGUGGCUGCACAUCAGGGAUUUGGUUCAGAGGUUACUUGAAAUGUGGAAAUGUAUGCUUGAAUGUCAUAGGUGUCAGUCACAAACAGUUUUGGAAGCCAAAGCUUUAGAUGCCAUUGCAUCAAAUGCAAAGCUUGACCAUGCUCAUCUUGAAUUUGCCAUAAAACUCAAGUUUGAGCUGCAAAAUUGUAACCUAAACUUCUCCAAUUGGAUUGAAGCACAAAAAUGUUAUGUCAAAGCCUUGAAUGGUUGGCUAAUGAAAUGUCUUCGAUAUGAACCUGAGGUAACUCCUGAUGGUAUAGUGCCCUUCUCUCCUGGUAGGAUUGGAGCACCCCCUGUGUUUGUGAUAGCUUAUCAGUGGUCACAAGCCAUGGAUACACUAUCUGAAAAAGAAGUGACUGAAGCCAUCUAUGAUUUCUCUGCAUGUGUAAAUCAACUCUUGGAGCAUCAUAAAGUAGACCUGCAGCAAAUGGUAAUCACCAACAAGGAUGUGGAAAGACAAGUUAAGAUCAUGGAGAGGGAGGAGCAAAAAAUCCAGAAGGUCAUACAAGCUCGAGACAGAAGGAUGAUUCUUUUGGCUAGGGAAGGGAGUGGUAGUAUGCAUUCUAGUCUAAAACAGAUUUUCAUGGCCAUUGAGAAAUUCGCUGUCAACUCCAAACAGGCUUACGAUGAGCUUCACGUACUAAUUGAAGAAAGAAGUUCAGUCAAGUGAUGCCAGCACGUCCUUUAUCUCAAAAUCUCGUAAUCCUUGUACUUUUGCCAUUGUUUUUUGCUUUUGUAGUGCAGUUAUCUGUAAACAAAUUGUUAAAGAGAGAUUCCUCUUAUAAAAUAUAUGUGUGUGUGCCUUUUGAAAGGUAGAAUUUUGAGCACAUUUCUUGUCUUAGUCAACAAUGGAUUUAGAACCAUUGUUUGGGAGGCAAUAUUUGCUCAAUUUGUCUAUUUGUAAGGCAAGUGUUCGAAUUGUGAUUUAUCCAGUUACAUUUCAGCAAUAUUAGAAGAGUCUUUGUUUA
Molecule: messenger RNA, 2354 nt
Organism: Mangifera indica (mango)
Lineage: Eukaryota; Viridiplantae; Streptophyta; Magnoliopsida; Sapindales; Anacardiaceae
Product: nitrate regulatory gene2 protein-like
Exons: 4
Coding region: 134-2056 (640 amino acids)
Source: RefSeq, a predicted model, not a curated record